AUGGAAUCGAGAAUGUUUAUGAUAUUUAUGUUCGUAUUGCUUUCGUAUUCGGUGUUAGCAAGUGAUACUGUAGAAGAAAUACGCAAAAUACACGAGAUACUGAAACAGCAGCAAUCCCAAAUCCUGAAACUACAAAACGACAAUAAAUCACUUAGAGCGGAAAACAUACUGCUAAGAAAGGAUGUAGAUAAAUUAAAGGAAAUUGAUUCCAGAAUAGACCAUACCCAUUUUACAGCUGAAGGCUCCGCAGAUAAGGGCAUUUUACCGAAGAGAGCUGGAAAUCCAAAACAAACCACAAAUGUUAAAGAUACAACACUCCAGGAUAUAAGCACAGUGCCGGCCAGUGAUCUUGGAGUUGUGGCAUUCUCUGCUUACAUGUCAAAAAAUGAGGACAAUCCGAGCAGUCACCACACACUAGUCUUUGAUACCGCCCAAACUAAUAUUGGAAAUGCUUACAACAAAUUCACCGGCGCGUUUUCGGCACCAGUAGCAGGUGUGUAUGUCUUUGCAUGGACAAUUUAUUCAGGAGACAAUGGAAAGACAUUUUUUAAUGUUCUAGUCAAUAAUUCAGUAUACGGGGGAACAUAUGGCGAGACUGAUAAUGUCUGCUGCGAUACAGACUCAGAUUCAGGGACUUUAGUCGUAUCGCUGAACCAAGGUGACACCGUAUUCAUUCGUUCGUUUCGUCAAGCCACUACACAAAUUCUAAGUAACGAUUCUUACGGAUCAAAGACAACAUUUGCAGGAUGGAAAUUAAAUUAA
Messenger RNA from Mytilus trossulus (common blue mussel), 762 nucleotides. Its product is annotated as complement C1q tumor necrosis factor-related protein 1-like. The transcript is spliced from 2 exons. Gene Ontology annotation, molecular function: protein binding. Lineage: Eukaryota; Metazoa; Mollusca; Bivalvia; Mytilida; Mytilidae. Bases 1 to 762 code for a protein of 253 amino acids. The record is from RefSeq and is a predicted model, not a curated record.